AUGCAUUGCGAACUCGGCAAACCAGUUUUUCCAAAUGAACAUGGCGCCGACUCUCGGGAGCGAAAGCUACAAAUAAUGCCGGUGUUGGCUCGCUGUUUCGUACGUGUGCAUGUGCAUGGCAUGGUGUGCAUUGAAUUCAUAAACAUAGGGACCACGGAGAAAACCUUUGCUCUCAUAAAUUACAGAGCUGCGAAUGAAGCCAAUUUUAUGAAAACUAAAUUUCAGACAAAAAGUCUGUGGCAGCAAGCAGUGAAAGAGCUGGGCCUGGAGGGGAAAGUGACCCACAAGCAGGUCAGUAAGAAGUGGGAGAACCUGAAGAAGCGCUACAAGGACCUAAGGGACCCAAAGACUGGCUCAGGCACAGAUAGCGGGGAGAAGACCGCUUCAAACUGGCCGUAUUACGCUGUGCUUCACGCAGUCUUGGGGGGAAGGCCUGCUGUGGAUCCCCCUGUUGUUGUGGCGUCUUUCAGGCCAGCUGAAGACCCUACAGCUUUGCUAAUGGCCACUGUCAAUCCUGACGAGACCCCCAGUGAAGAUACUCAGUUGGGCUCUGCCUCCUCUGCACCAUCGACCCGGUCUGCUUCUCCAGCUCCAUCCUCAAACAAUCCUCCCUCUUCACCAACCCCGUCCUCUUCAUCCUCUCGCCAUAACACCCCUACCCCCAGAAAAAGGAAGAGGACAGAUAGCCAGAGCCAAGCAGAGUCGGACAAGGAACAGAGAAGACACAAGGAGUCAGAGGAGAAGACUUCGCGCUUUUUAAGUCUCUUCGAGAGGAUGGUGGAAAAGCUGUAG
Molecule: messenger RNA, 792 nt
Organism: Knipowitschia caucasica
Lineage: Eukaryota; Metazoa; Chordata; Actinopteri; Gobiiformes; Gobiidae
Source: the annotation of a GenBank genome assembly